Penicillium samsonianum is the source of this 516-nucleotide messenger RNA. RefSeq lists its product as uncharacterized. NCBI's taxonomy places the organism in Eukaryota, Fungi, Ascomycota, Eurotiomycetes, Eurotiales, Aspergillaceae. The transcript has a single exon. The record is from RefSeq and is a predicted model, not a curated record. The coding region runs from base 1 to 516 and encodes 171 amino acids.
AUGAGCUUGGUGACGUCCUUUUCCGACUACAUAUUUUUCACAUUCGUGUUUAGAAUAUGGCCUCCCACCGACUUCCGAUCUCCCGACACUAUUGCCUACGAUGUUGUGUCCAAAAUUCUCCUUGCAGAUACACCCAGGGAGCUCCGCAAACAAUUGCAGGAGGAACUAAGGGCUGUUGAUUACAGCAAGGCUAUGGCACAAGCUACUCUGCACUACCUGCAAGAUGCCAUCAAGGCCCGUACACAAAUGUCCCGCGCCGCCGCCAAUGCGCUGACAAAAGCGAAAGAUGCCGCUGUCGACAUUUCAGGAGAACAUCCUGUAUAUGUCACACUGGUUGCAUUGGGUGUGCUGGCAGUAUUCGCUCCAUGUGUACUGGAAGCCCUCGGGUUUGGCGGAUUGGGCCCGAUGAAAGGAUCGUUUGCGGCUGUCUGGCAUCGAACUUACGCUGCACAUGUAGCCAAGAGAACAUUGGCAAUUUACUUGCAUGAGAUGAGAAUGGCGGGUAAGAUGACCUGA